Molecule: messenger RNA, 1288 nt
Organism: Entelurus aequoreus (snake pipefish)
Lineage: Eukaryota; Metazoa; Chordata; Actinopteri; Syngnathiformes; Syngnathidae
Product: piggyBac transposable element-derived protein 4-like
Exons: 2
Coding region: 411-1265 (284 amino acids)
Source: RefSeq, a predicted model, not a curated record
GUUGUUAUAGUCCAACAGUAGCAGAGCUCUUUUUCUGUGGAUUUCCAGAGAUUAUAAAGGUGCUGCAGAUCACAGGGCCCCGAAUUAUGUCUGUGCUGAAGCCAUGAGUGUGCGUUAUACCAUUGAAGAAGCUCUAGAGCUGAUUUUUUCAGAUGUCCAGCAAGACAACUCUGAUUCAGAAGAGGAAGUGGAGGAUGUAUCAGAAGAAGAAGAUGGGGAGGAAUACAACCCAGAGCAUGAUGAUCUUCAGAAAAAGAAGAAAACCCUGAAGCUGAAAGAGAGACUUUCCUUUCAAAAAAUGGCAAAAUAACAUGGUCCUCAGCAGCGUAUGACCAUCAAGGCAGGCAUGCAGAACAAAACAUCAUAAAGAUGACCCAGGACCCACAAGAAAUUGAAAAAAUAAUCCUGAGAUGACAAAUUUGGAGGGUUUUCGCAAAUAUGGAGACAGCUGGAAAAAGAUGGAUGAGACUGACCUGCAGGCCUACUUAGGGCUGCUAAUCUUAGCCGGUGUAUACAGGUCCCGAGGUGAGGCUGCAACUACUCUAUGGGAUGCAGAGAGUGGAAGGCCAAUUUUCCGAGCCACAAUGCCACUCAAACUCUUUCAUACCUACUCAAGACUGAUACGAUUUGAUGACCGUGAGUCAAAACCAGCAAGAUGUGUGACAGACAAACUUGCAGCCAUAAGAGAGGUCUGGGACAAUGUAGUUCUUCUGAGCACACUGCACACAGAUGGUGACAUUAGCGAUCGUGAGGACAGGAAGCCAGUCAUCAUCGUAGACUACAACCGCAACAAGGGAGGUGUGGACAACCUAGAUAAGGUGAUUGGAACAUACAGCUGCAGAAGGAUGACUGCCCGCUGGCCCCUGGUCAUCUUCCACAUCGUCAUUGAUGUUUCCUCCUACAAUGCCUUUGUGAUUUGGAGAGAGAUCAACCCGACCUGGAUGUCUCGUAAGCAGAACAAGAGGAGGGUGUUCCUGGAGCAGCUGGGAAAGGCACUUGUAAUUCCACUCAUUGAAAGAAUGAAGCAUGUCCCCCACACAGAAGCCUCAGCAGCAGUUGUAAAAGCUAUUCAGAGUGCAGGAGCUCCUGAUCAACCUGAGGAUCCAGCUACCACAGCCACUUCCCCAGCUAGGGCAAGUAAGAGAAAGAGAUGUCAGCUCUGCCCUCAAAAGAAGGACUGUAAAACACAUACUGUGUGCUGCAGGUGUAAAAAAUAUAUCUGCAAAGGCUGCACACUUGCAUACUGCCCUACAUGUGCCAAUUAGGGUUAGUUAAUUAGUUAAUUAGU